Molecule: messenger RNA, 150 nt
Organism: Entrophospora sp. SA101
Lineage: Eukaryota; Fungi; Glomeromycota; Glomeromycetes; Entrophosporales; Entrophosporaceae
Source: the annotation of a GenBank genome assembly
AUGAAAGGCACACCUAGUGAACCACAGUGCGGAUUUAGCAGAGCUGUUGUUCAAAUAUUUAACACUCAAGGAAUUGAUAGCACAAAGAUCAAAGCUUUAAAUGUGUUAGAAGAUGUGGAAUUAAGAAAUGGAAUCAAAGAAUAUUCGUGA